This is a messenger RNA of Iphiclides podalirius (scarce swallowtail), 1782 nucleotides long. NCBI's taxonomy places the organism in Eukaryota, Metazoa, Arthropoda, Insecta, Lepidoptera, Papilionidae. The record is from the annotation of a GenBank genome assembly.
AUGGCAGCUAAUGGUAAACUAGCUCUUCUCAGUGUGUCAGAUAAGACAGGUCUUUUGCCACUGGCAAAAUGCCUGUCAGACAUUGGUCUCGGCCUAGUGGGCAGUGGGGGGACCGCAGCUGCCCUGCGCAAUGCUGGCCUCAACGUGUUGGAUGUGUCUGAUAUUACGGGAGCCCCAGAGAUGUUAGGCGGAAGGGUCAAAUCUUUACACCCCGCAGUCCACGCCGGGAUUUUAUCUAGGCUUACGGAUUCCGACCAGGCGGACAUGGAGCGUCAGAAGUUCGACAUGAUCAGCGUGGUGGUGUGCAACCUGUACCCCUUCGUGGAGACGGUCUCGAAGGCCGACGUGGCGCUCGCCGACGCCGUGGAGAACAUCGACAUCGGCGGCGUCACGCUCCUGAGGGCGGCCGCCAAGAACCACGACCGGGUGACCGUUAUUUGCGACCCGGCGGAUUAUGAGAAGGUCGUCGCCGAGCUGAGGAGCAGCGAGCGCCACCAGACUUCGGCCGAGACGAGACAAAGGUUGGCGCUGAAGGCUUUCACCCAUACGUCUGAGUACGACCUGGCCAUUUCGGACUACUUCCGUAAGCAGUAUUCUGCCGGCCAGUCUCAGUUGACCCUGCGAUAUGGCAUGAAUCCGCACCAGAAGCCCGCGCAGGUGUUCACCACGAGGGACCGCUUGCCGCUGACGACGCUGAACGGCUCCCCCGGCUUCAUCAACCUCUGCGACGCCCUCAACGCGUGGCAGCUGGUGGCAGAGCUGAAGGCAGCCCUGGGGCUGCCAGCCGCUGCCAGUUUCAAGCACGUGUCGCCAGCCGGCGCUGCCGUCGGGCUGCCUCUGAACGAUGAAGAGGCGUCGGUGUGCAUGGUGGGCGACAUGGCGACGAAGCUGUCGCCGCUGGCGUGCGCGUACGCGAGGGCGCGCGGCGCCGACCGCAUGAGCUCGUUCGGAGACUUCGUCGCGGUGUCUGACGUGUGCGACGAGCCCACCGCGCGCAUCUUAUCGCGCGAGGUUUCCGACGGCAUCGUCGCGCCCGCCUACACGCCGGAGGCACUCGGGAUACUCAAGAAGAAGAAGGGCGGCGCCUACUGCGUACUGCAGAUGGACCCGGAUUACAGCCCGCCGCUGAUGGAGCAGAAAACAAUUUUCGGCCUCACAUUGGAGCAGAGGCGCAACGACGCCAAGAUAACGCCGGAGUUGUUCAAGAACAUCGUGACGAAGAACAAGGAGCUGCCCGAGAGCGCAGUGAGGGACCUCAUCGUGGCCACAAUCGCGCUCAAAUACACGCAGAGCAACUCUGUGUGCUACGCCAGAGACGGACAGGUGAUCGGCAUCGGCGCCGGGCAGCAGUCGCGCAUCCACUGCACGCGGCUGGCGGGCGGCAAGGCGGCGCUGUGGUGGGCGCGGCGGCAUCCGAACGUGCGCGCGAUGCGCUUCCGCGCGGGCGUCACGCGCGCCGUGCAGGCGAACGCCAUCGACAACUACGUCAACGGGACCGUCGGAACGGACCUUCCAUUAGAACAAUGGAACACGCUGUUCGAGGGCGAAGCGCCCGCGCCCUUGACGCAGGCCGAGAUUGAGGCCUGGCUCAAGAAGUUGGAUAAGGUGGCACUCGCUUCCGACGCCUUCUUUCCGUUUAGGGACAAUAUCGACAGAGCCGUACAGUGCGGAGUGCAGUACAUAGGAAGUCCAUCUGGCUCCAAUAACGAUCAAGAGGUUAUAGAGGCCUGCAACGACCACAACAUUGUAAUGUGCCACACCAACCUUAGAUUGUUCCAUCAC